Molecule: messenger RNA, 2133 nt
Organism: Ooceraea biroi (clonal raider ant)
Lineage: Eukaryota; Metazoa; Arthropoda; Insecta; Hymenoptera; Formicidae
Gene: ATPsynbeta
Product: ATP synthase, beta subunit
Biological process (GO): proton motive force-driven mitochondrial ATP synthesis; proton transmembrane transport
Cellular component (GO): proton-transporting ATP synthase complex
Molecular function (GO): ATP hydrolysis activity; proton-transporting ATP synthase activity, rotational mechanism; ATP binding
Source: RefSeq, a predicted model, not a curated record
CGCCUGACGCGCAGUUCCGCACUCGGAGAGUGAGACCACUUGAAUCCACUCCGACUGUCCGUUUUCGCUCGACCGGCCAUGCUCCGUGCCGUAUCGAAGGCUGCCCUAAGGGCCACCAAGUCGUCCCUCCUGCAAAAUGAAGUAGCAAAGGUAUCGGUGGCCCUCGCUGUCAACAAGCGAGACUAUGCAGCUAAAGCUGCAACUGCAGCCAAAGGUGGCACACAAGGGAAAGUAGUAGCUGUCAUUGGUGCCGUCGUUGACGUACAGUUCGAAGAUGCUCUUCCACCUAUCCUUAAUGCCUUGGAGGUACAAAACCGCACUCCCAGGCUGGUGCUUGAAGUUGCCCAGCAUCUUGGAGAAAACACAGUACGCACCAUUGCUAUGGAUGGUACGGAAGGUCUGGUGCGUGGACAAAACGUAUUCGAUUCUGGAUUUCCCAUUCGUAUUCCCGUGGGAGCUGAGACCCUAGGCCGCAUCAUCAAUGUUAUUGGUGAACCUAUCGACGAGCGUGGGCCCAUCUCUACGGACAAACUCGCCGCAAUUCACGCAGAUGCUCCUGAAUUCGUCGACAUGUCCGUCGAGCAGGAGAUUCUGGUGACAGGCAUCAAAGUCGUGGAUCUGCUGGCUCCUUACGCCAAGGGUGGAAAGAUCGGUCUGUUUGGUGGUGCUGGAGUCGGCAAGACCGUACUCAUCAUGGAACUGAUCAACAACGUGGCCAAGGCCCAUGGUGGUUACUCGGUGUUCGCCGGCGUGGGUGAGAGAACACGUGAAGGCAACGAUCUUUAUCACGAGAUGAUCGAGUCCGGAGUCAUCUCGCUCAAGGACAAGACCUCUAAGGUAGCGCUGGUGUACGGACAAAUGAACGAGCCGCCAGGCGCCCGUGCUCGAGUAGCUCUCACUGGACUCACCGUCGCCGAGUACUUCCGUGACCAGGAGGGUCAGGAUGUGCUGCUGUUCAUCGAUAACAUCUUCAGAUUUACUCAGGCCGGUUCCGAGGUAUCCGCCUUGCUGGGUCGUAUCCCAUCCGCUGUAGGUUACCAACCCACACUGGCCACGGACAUGGGUACCAUGCAGGAACGCAUUACCACCACGAAGAAGGGAUCCAUCACUUCUGUACAAGCUAUCUAUGUGCCUGCUGACGACUUAACAGAUCCCGCCCCCGCUACCACCUUCGCUCACUUGGACGCUACCACCGUGUUAUCACGUGCCAUUGCCGAGCUGGGUAUCUACCCGGCUGUCGAUCCUCUGGAUUCGACGUCCCGUAUCAUGGACCCGAACAUCAUCGGUGGGGAACACUACAACAUCGCUCGUGGCGUACAGAAGAUCCUCCAGGAUUACAAAUCGCUCCAGGAUAUCAUUGCCAUUCUGGGUAUGGACGAGUUGUCGGAGGAGGACAAGCUGACGGUCGCUCGUGCACGUAAAAUCCAAAGGUUCUUGUCGCAACCAUUCCAGGUCGCUGAAGUGUUCACCGGUCACGCCGGUAAAUUAGUACCGUUACAGGAAACCAUCAAAGGAUUCCAGAAAAUCUUAUCCGGAGAAUUGGAUCACUUGCCGGAAGUAGCAUUCUACAUGGUCGGCCCGAUCGAGGAAGUAGUAGCGAAAGCAGAAUCGUUGGCCAAACAAUAAAUUAACUUAAAAGUCAUCGUAAAAGCGUUAUUAAGAGUUUAUUCAAUUGUCAUCCGCUCGCAGAAAGCGAUCUUUCGAUGAAACUUGCAUUCUCACUCUUUGAUUUUUAUCGUAGUACUCGAAUCAAACUUGAGUAAUUCGGUUAGUGACGGUACUAAAGCGAUUGAAACAAGAAGUUUCGCGUUAAAUACUAUUAUUUCUCAACAUAAAAUUUCAUGUAUAGCAAUCUAAUCGCAAUACUGCCAGAGCUUGCUGUGCAACUUGAAAGGUCGCUUUAACAUUUUUUUUUUUCACGAAAAAAAUUUAUUGACAACUGCGAGGAAAUCAGAAAGGCACAGAUGCAUCCAGUCACGAUGUGUCACGUUAGCAUGCGUUACCGCUAGACCUUUUUCCAUCAGAUCUAGAAUGGUCUAAUUGAAUCUAAUCGGUAAUUGUGUUAUUGCUAAUCAUAUACCACAGAGUCACAGUGUAUAUGUUUAGACACAUUAAUAAAGUUUUACAGAAACG